Brassica oleracea var. oleracea is the source of this 267-nucleotide messenger RNA. RefSeq names its product 3-hydroxy-3-methylglutaryl-coenzyme A reductase 1-like. Gene Ontology annotation, molecular function: hydroxymethylglutaryl-CoA reductase (NADPH) activity. The transcript has 3 exons. NCBI's taxonomy places the organism in Eukaryota, Viridiplantae, Streptophyta, Magnoliopsida, Brassicales, Brassicaceae. Gene Ontology annotation, biological process: isoprenoid biosynthetic process; coenzyme A metabolic process; sterol biosynthetic process. The record is from RefSeq and is a predicted model, not a curated record. Gene Ontology annotation, cellular component: endoplasmic reticulum membrane; peroxisomal membrane. Bases 1 to 267 code for a protein of 88 amino acids.
AUGGGGAUGGACAUGGUAACCAAAGGUGUGCAUAAUGUUAUUGAGUUCCUCAGCGAUGAUUCCUCUGACAUGGAUGUGAUCGGAAUCUCUGAUAACUUCUUCUCCGACAUUAACAAACCUGCUGCGGUGAACUGCAUCGAGGGACAUGGCAGCUCUCUAGGUCGAUUCAAAUCUUAUGCCAGCAACAUAGUGUUUGAUGUGUUCAUAGCUACUUGCCAAGAUCUAGCCCAAAACAUGGAGAGCUCUCAAAUUGAUGGAAGCCAUUAA